Messenger RNA from Phyllostomus hastatus (greater spear-nosed bat), 2641 nucleotides. RefSeq names its product sialic acid binding Ig like lectin 10 (gene SIGLEC10). Gene Ontology annotation, molecular function: sialic acid binding. The coding region runs from base 58 to 2205 and encodes 715 amino acids. The transcript has 10 exons. Gene Ontology annotation, biological process: cell adhesion. The record is from RefSeq and is a predicted model, not a curated record. Lineage: Eukaryota; Metazoa; Chordata; Mammalia; Chiroptera; Phyllostomidae. Gene Ontology annotation, cellular component: plasma membrane.
CACAGUGUCAGGGAAUGAGCCUGUCCCUGGGCAGCUGCAAGUGUUGCCUGGGCAGAGAUGCUCCUGACGCUGAUCUUCGCUGUGCUGUGGGGUGGUGAGUGGGCCGAUGGCCAGAAGGGCCGUCUUUGGAACCAGGAUUUUGGAUUCUCUCUGACAGUACAGGAGGUGGUGACAGUGCCACAGGGCCUGUGUGUGUUAGUGCCCUGUGAUGUCACCUACCCACCUGAUGGCUGGAAUAAGGACACUCCAGCUCACGGCUACUGGUUCAUCGAAGGAACAGAAACGCUCCAUGGUCUUCCAGUGGCCACAAACAACUGGUCUCGAGCGGUGGAACCAAGGGCCAAGGGCCGAUUCUACCUUGUGGGCAAUCCCCAGGAGUAUAGCUGCACCUUGCUGAUCAAAGAUCCACAGAGGGAAGACAGCAAAUCGUACCACUUUCGGGUUGAGAGAGGCAAAUCCGUGAGAUAUAAUUUUAUGUAUAAAAAACUUUAUCUGAAUGUGACAGCCAGGACACAGAAGCCAGCUGUGUACGUCCCAGAGACCCUGGAGCCUGGGCAGCAGGUGACAGCCAUCUGUGUGUUUGACUUGGACUUUCAACAAUGCCAAGCCCCUACUUUCUCCUGGAUGGGGGCUGCCCUCUCCACCCACCAAAUCAGUCUGACCACUGCGCGUAUCUCAGUGCUCGCCUUCACACCAAGUUCUGAGGACCACGAUGCCAGCCUCACCUGUCGAGUGCACUUCCCCAGAGAGGGUGUGAGCUUCGAAAACAGUGUCCGGCUUAAUGUGGCCUAUGCCCCCAAAGUCCCGGUGAUCAGCAUUUUCCAAGACAACAGAUCAGCCCUGAUGCUCCAGGGAGACAGCCAAUCUCUGACAGUCCAGAAAGGCCAGUUCCUGAGGCUGCUCUGUGAGGCAGACAGCAGUCCCCCUGCCACCCUGAGCUGGGCCCUGGAGGACAGAGUCCUCUCUUGGUCCCACCUCUCAGGCUCCGGGCGCCUGCAGCUGGCAUUGCCCAGGGUGAAGCCUGAGGAUGCAGGACGCUACACUUGCCGAGGAGAAAACAGGCUUGGCUUCCAAAGCCGCACACUGAACCUCUCUGUGCAGUAUGCCCCUGAGAACCUGACAAUGAUGGUCUCUCGAGCAGAUGGGACAGUCCUGCAAAACCUCAGGAAUGGCGCGUCUCUCCCCAUCCUGGAGGGCGAAAGCCUGCGUUUGCUCUGUGUUGCCCACAGCAACCCCGCAGCCAGGCUGAGCUGGGCCCAGCGCUGGGAAUUUCUGAGCCCUUCCCAGCCCUCAGACCCUGGGGUCCUGGAGCUGCCUCGGAUACAAAUGGAGCAUGAAGGCGAAUUCAUUUGCCAAGCUUCGAACCCUCUGGGCUCCCUCCAAGUCUCCCUGCAUCUCUCUGUGCGCUACCCCCCACGGCUGCUCGGACACUCGUGCUCCUGGGAGGACGAGGGUCUGCGCUGCAGCUGCUCCUCCCGAGCCGAGCCGGCCCCCUCGCUGCGCUGGAGGCUGGGGGAGGCGCUGCUGGAGGGGAACCACAGCAACGACUCUUACACGGUCACCUCCAGCUCCGCGGGGCCCUGGGCCAACAGCUCUCUGAGCCUCCGCACGGGGCUCAGCGCCGGCCUCAGGCUCAGCUGCGAGGCUGAGAAUGUCCACGGGGCCCAGAGCUCCAGCGUCCUGCUGCUGCCAGAAGAGGAAGGACUCAUCUCAAAAAGAUUCUCUAGUGGAGUACUUUUGGGCACUGGCGUCACUGCCCUCUUCGUCCUCUGCCUCAUCUUGGUUUUCGUGAAGAUUCUGAGGAAGAAACAGACCCAGGCCGGGACUCCGACCCAGGCAGGGACUCCGACCCAGGCAGGGACUCCGACCCAGGCAGAGACUCCGACCCAGGCAGAGACUCCCACCAAAGCAGGGACUCACAGGCUCAGGGUCACGAGGAGGAGCACCAUCCUGGAUUACGUCAACGUGGUCCCUAACCCGGGUCACCUGGCUCGGAAUCGAAGGGCCAAACCCAGCAGUCCUUCCAGGACCCCUCCUGCAGAUGCUAACUCCCCAGGACCCAAAUCAUCCCAUCUAGCCCCAGAAUCAGGGAACCACAAAGAGGAGAUCCAUUAUGCUGCCCUCAACUUCUCUGGCCUCAGGGCACAGGAGACCCAGGAGUCCAGGAACAUCGGCUCGGAAUAUGCAGCAAUCAGGUUCCACUGAUGGCCCACUGGGCUGUGGGGUGGGGGUCCAGUCUGGAGGGAAAGGCAGGGUCAUAGAAAGGAUGAGUAAAAGGGAGCAGAAUCUCUUUCUCUGUCUUCUUUAACUUCUCCCAGGAUGGGUCAUCCCAUCCCAGAUCUGACAUUUGCAACCACUUGACAGCUAUCCCCAGAGUGACCUUCUCUGGAUACACUCUUCUGCAAACAAAGAUAAACUUUUCAUGUGACAAACCCAGGCACCACCCUCUCUGAUUAUUCACAGCAUCACUUUUCUACAAGGUGGGAGAACCCUUAAAAGUGGCUCAACAUAUCACUCAAGAGCCAAGAAUGUUUUUACAUUUUAAAUGGCUGUGGGGCAUUGGGGGAGAGUGGCCCUGGCUGGUGUGGCUCUGUGGAUUGAGUGCUGGCCUGCAAACCAAGGGGUUGCUUGUUCAAUUCCC